CUUGCGCUCGAAGAUACUUGCACGCAUCACAGACAGGCGCCAGUCAGUCAAAGCAAAGCCCCAAGUUCACAUUGAUCUUGCAGCAGAGGAGAUAAAAGAUGUGUGUGCGUACCAAGACGUCUUGGGGCUGUGGACAUGAAUUCAAAACCACCAAUGAAUGUCAUUCUUCUAGAUGUCAAGGCUUGGAGAGGUACCACUACGAAAAGGGCCGUGAUUGUCGGAACUGCAAAGAAGGUGGAUAUGCAAUCACGCGAGGUCGCGAGGGUAAAGGUCGAUACGCGCAAGGACUGAGCAGAAGGAAUCACUCUGCCGAAUCAUCGAACGAGUCAUUUGACGUUGGCUCUGGAGUAAGCCCAUGGGCAAACCCCAACAAGCGCGAGAAGGAGUGGCACAGUCCUUCACGGAUGAAGGCAGAUGACGCCUGGCUGCAAGAGCACGUCGACAGAAACUCUGACUUGCAAACUAUCCGAGAAUCGAUCUCCGGCUCCGACAGAGCAUCAUCAACCGUCCAUUCUCCCAUCGGCAGGACUGAGAAAGUGUACGAGUACGAAGAAGACCUUCAGCAGGAGAGUGACGACUAUGAGUAUCAUCGUCGACCAUCUACAGCCUCUAGAGCCCUCAAAAUCGAGCUCAGAAGCACGCAUGGCGACUACGAUCGCGGUAGUCGUCGCCCGACUCAUGAUCGACGCCGACAAAGUAGCCAGGAGAGCUUUGGAAGCCCCCACAGCAGUACGGAGUAUCAGCAUCGACGAUACAAGCCAGGCCCAGCGUCACACACCACGUAUGAGCAUCAUGAACCCUACGACUCCGGAUAUGGGUCUUACAGUUCGCGAAACUCACCUGGUCAACACAGUCACAGCCACGGCCACACAGUCUUGACUGCAAAGACGGAGCCCUACAGGUACUCGCCUGAGCCACGUGUUGUCACCAUGAAACCAUACACACCACCACCCAUGAGCUCCUACGGCACCUAUCAUACCGGGUUCGGAGUCCGAGGUGUCAACGUCGUCACAAGAGCUCCAUCGUAUGCGUACACUAUCCCAAGACAUUGAAGAGCUCUGCUAUGCUAUAAUCCGCAAGCUGCAUUGCGAUUGAGAUAUACUUGUUCCAGACAAGUCAAGAAGAUCUACAGAUUAACGAUGCACUCCGUCAUUCUUCGUGCAGAAGAGCGACCAUCUGAGCGAAGGUGUAUGGUGUUUCCGCUUGUUUUUUCCUAUCUGGGAGGUUCCGGUCGAUCAGGUAUCCGUCGAAUGGACCGCUUUGUCAUGUAAUUGUAUCGCCAAAUGCCAAAUGAAUCUAUAUAUCCACGCUUAUGUUCGCGAACUUCUGCUUUACCCGGCUGAUUCGGUAGGCCGAGGAAAUACUAGUACUCCGUACACUCGCCGUACUCGGUGCUUGUACG
This is a messenger RNA of Exophiala viscosa, 1402 nucleotides long. RefSeq lists its product as uncharacterized. The coding region runs from base 99 to 1052 and encodes 317 amino acids. NCBI's taxonomy places the organism in Eukaryota, Fungi, Ascomycota, Eurotiomycetes, Chaetothyriales, Herpotrichiellaceae. The record is from RefSeq and is a predicted model, not a curated record. The transcript has a single exon.